Molecule: messenger RNA, 1231 nt
Organism: Photinus pyralis (common eastern firefly)
Lineage: Eukaryota; Metazoa; Arthropoda; Insecta; Coleoptera; Lampyridae
Exons: 5
Coding region: 95-1123 (342 amino acids)
Biological process (GO): sensory perception of smell; detection of chemical stimulus involved in sensory perception of smell
Cellular component (GO): plasma membrane
Molecular function (GO): odorant binding; olfactory receptor activity
Source: RefSeq, a predicted model, not a curated record
GGGCCACCCCAGCGAUACGUAUUUUUCCGUUGCAGGAAAGUAUGCAAAGCGAACUGGCCUGUUUUUAAAAGAAAAUGUUUCCAUACGUGAAAAAAUGUUCUCGUACGGUUUGCUUUCUCUUGUCUAUUUUAACUUUUCCCUUAUCUGCUCUAUAUUGUACGAAGGGUGGAAUGAGAGUAAUGGCAUAAAUGACGUUAUUCCCACGCUUGGUUACUUAAAUGUAAUUCCUCGAACAGCCAUCAUUAGAUUUCACAAAUUAAAAUUAGUCAAAACAUUGCGGAUGUUGGACGAAGUUAAUAUCUGCAAUUCCGACCGUCGAAGACAAUUCAAAGCUGUAAUCGAAACGUACAUGAAAUGGGUGUUUCAGAUCACAUGCAGCCUUGCUUUAAGCGUCGUCGUUGUUGGUACCAUUACAUGGUAUUUUACUAGGUUAACUCCCCUUCCAUUUGGUAUUAUGCCCAAAUGGGCUCUUAACUACAGUUUUACUAGUUGCCUAAUCAUUCAACUGAUAACGUUUCCUUUCAUUGCUCACGAAUAUGUAAUGAUAGACUGUUUAAAAGUGGGCAUUCUGAUACAACUUCAAAUGCACUUCAAGAAUUUAAGAUUGGACAUUCUAAAUUUGCUGUCAUGCUGUACGGAAGAUGGUGUGGAUUCAUGGGAAUACCUUCAAAAUGAAGUUAAAAAAGUUAAUAUCUACUGGGAUACGCUCAAAGAUAUUUGUACAAAAAUUGAAGACGUUUUUAACCUUUGCGUGUUCUCAACAGUCAUCAAUUACUCUUUGUAUCUGUGCUGCACAUAUUUGGGGAUGAGUCAUAUUCCUCUUUACGGCGCCGAAUUUUGGUUAAUAAUCUUCUACUUGUUCGCAUCUUCUUUUAUGUUUGUUGCUGAUUGCUGGUUUACACAACGUGUAAUCACGGAAAGUGAUCAAGUUGCUAGUUCCUGUUAUGACGUUGAUUUUGUCGGUACCGAUUUAAAGUUUCAAAAAGCGUUAAUGUUGAUGAUCGGAAAGGCGAAGAGACCUGUUCGGUUUACAAUUGGAAAAUUUGCACCAUUUUGCAUAGUUACACUCGUGGUGAUAGCAAAGGUGUCAUUCUCAUACGUUACGUUUUUGGAGAACAUUUGAAAUGAUCACGUACACAACUUUAAUUGAUACCUGUAUAAGCACCGUCCGAUGAUUAUAUAAUAAUUGUGCAAUGAUAUAGCAAUUAGCAAUAAACAGAGAUGAGGAUCA